GGUAAGAUUAUACGAUUGUUUCUACUCGAAGAUAUUGUUUUCAAAUCUGAUUUAAUUACCAUCAACAUAUCAUCUCACUUUAUAUAAACACUAAAAAUGCCCUUGUUCAAAUAUGAAAAACAGCAAAACCCUACCAAGCAUACCAUUAAGACACUUUUAGGGACAUACUCUGUCGGAUGGACUAACGGUGAUGAUGAAACAGAAGAGAACAUAGUCGAUGUUGAAGGUCAGAAUAAAGAACUGAAAGACGAGAAAAAUAUUAAUCAAUCGUCAAGCGAAGGUGAAACGUCAAAAGUCAAAAAAGAAAAAGAAAAAGAACCAUUCUUGAAAGUUGACGUUAAGCUCGGAGGAGCGAACAAGGUUACAGAGCAUCCUACUAAAUCGAAUCAGACGUCAGAGAUGAUCGAAAAGAAAGAAGGGGAAAAAGCGAUCACCAAAGAUAAUAACGAAAAACGAACUUGA
This is a messenger RNA of Meira miltonrushii, 462 nucleotides long. RefSeq lists its product as uncharacterized. Bases 97 to 462 code for a protein of 121 amino acids. NCBI's taxonomy places the organism in Eukaryota, Fungi, Basidiomycota, Exobasidiomycetes, Exobasidiales, Brachybasidiaceae. The record is from RefSeq and is a predicted model, not a curated record. The transcript has a single exon.